Capsella rubella is the source of this 1691-nucleotide messenger RNA. RefSeq names its product piriformospora indica-insensitive protein 2. Gene Ontology annotation, cellular component: plasma membrane. Gene Ontology annotation, molecular function: protein binding. The transcript has 2 exons. NCBI's taxonomy places the organism in Eukaryota, Viridiplantae, Streptophyta, Magnoliopsida, Brassicales, Brassicaceae. The coding region runs from base 108 to 1529 and encodes 473 amino acids. The record is from RefSeq and is a predicted model, not a curated record.
CAAUAAAUAAUAUUAACACCAAUAGAUAAAGAAACCCAGAGAUAACCUCAAAAACCAAACAAUCCACAAACUCUUGUUUUGUCUCAUCAUUUCUCCCCACCACCACAAUGUCUUGGAUCCACUCUGUUUUGUUCCUUUGUCUAACUUUAUCGUGGUGCGUCGUCGUCACCGGAGAUACUGAUGAUGGAGGAGCUCCCAUGGAUAAAACAGAACAAGAAGCUCUUUACUCAGCUAUUCAAGGGUUUGUUGGUGAUUCUUGGAAUGGCUCUGAUCUUUAUCCUGACCCUUGUGGUUGGACUCCUAUUCAGGGUGUUUCUUGUGAUCUCUAUGGUGACUUGUGGUAUGUCACGGAUCUAACACUAGGUCUUGUUCACGAAAACUCGCUUCCUUGCGGCACAAGUUUGGUGAUAAAGCCAGAGUUAUUCAAACUCAAACACUUGAAAUCUCUCACGUUCUUCAACUGCUUCGUCUCGCCGAUAACAUUAGCUAAAGAGGAUUGGAUAAACUUGGGAAGUAACUUGGAGUCUCUCGAGUUCAGAUCCAAUCCUGGCUUGAUUGGUGGGCUUCCUGAAACAAUUGGUAGUCUCACGAAGCUGAAGUCUUUGGUGGUUCUUGAAAACGGGUUUAACGGGAAAGUGCCGGCGAGUCUCUGCAAUCUAACGAGGUUGCAACGGUUGGUUCUUGCGGGGAACUUGUUCACUGGAACGAUACCGGAUUGUUUCAAUGGGUUUAAAGAUCUACUGAUCUUGGAUUUGAGUCGAAACUUAUUCUCAGGGACUUUGCCUUUGUCUAUUGGAGAGAUGGUUUCAUUGCUUAAGCUUGACCUAAGCAACAACCAAAUAGAAGGAGAGUUGCCUCAAGAACUCGGGGUUUUGAAGAAUCUGACGCUUUUGGAUCUGAGGAACAAUAUAAUCUCUGGAGGGUUGUUCGAAAACAUCGUAAAGAUUCGAUCUUUAACGGAUCUUGUUUUAUCAGGAAACCCAAUGGGCAGUGAUGAUGAUGACAUGAUGGGAAUAAAGUGGGAGAAUCUGGACAAUUUGGUCAUUUUAGAUCUGUCAAAGAUGGGUUUGAGAGGUGAGAUUCCUUCUGGUUUAGCAAGUUUGAAAAGAUUGAGGUUUCUUGGUCUGAACGACAACAAUUUGACUGGCUUAGUCCCAUCGAAAGAGCUCGAGACUCUGCCUUGUCUCGGUGCUCUGUACAUCAACGGAAACAAUCUAACGGGAGAGCUUGGAUUCUCAAGAAAGUUCUAUGAGAAGAUGGGGACAAGGUUCAAGGCUUCAAAGAAUCCAAAUCUUUGUCAGCAUGUCGUGUCAGGGUCUCAGCAACUGAAGCCUUGCAUGAUGGAGAAGACAGAGGAUGGUUUGGUAAUAAAACAAACGUGGAGCAACCUUAAGAAGGAGGAGGAGAAGAAGGAUGAGUCAAGUUCAUCAGCAAUGGGUGUGAUGGUUACUAGACAUGUGUUGUCAAAUGGGUUCAUGUGGGAUUUGUUGCUUUUGGAGCUUUCUCUUCUUGUUGUAUUAUAUUAUUAGGGGGAUUGAAAUAAUAUAUUUAUUUUUUGGGUAGUUUGUUUAACUUUUGUUUGAUGGUUAAUAUUAUCGAUGUGUUGGUUUGAUAGAUUUUGAUGUCGGUGUGAUUGCUUAAGAGAAGAAAAUCAAAUCCUUCUUGGAUGUAUAACAAGUCUCUUGUUUCUU